AUGCCCCUGAGCGAUUUUCCCUCGUUGACCACGAUCAUGACCUUAGCCGUCUCCAGAAUUGGUACAGGAAAGGGUUAUUCAGCUCCUCAAGGCUCGGAGGUUCAGGUUUUCGAUACAAGAACCACGCUCUAUGAGAGCGGCGGAUGGCACGAACUCGAAUGGGUCUCUCCUGAGAUGAGGCAUCGGAUGUUUCGUGUAUGGAAAAAACAUCUUCAGGGAGGCGAUAAUGCCGAAGAUGCCUGGCUUGGCCUUCUACUGCUUAGAGUUACAAAUCUACUGCGACUUUCUUUGCCAUUUCAAGAUGAGAGGUGUAAUUUCCCCUACAACCUCGAGCAAACGCCUUAUUUCGACCGUGUUAUCGAAUGGGCAGGAGACCGGAAGCUGAAGAUCCUUGCACAUUUGACCCAUGUUUCCAUCAAACCAGCCCCGUGGAGAGUGGAAUAG
Messenger RNA from Aspergillus heteromorphus CBS 117.55, 444 nucleotides. RefSeq lists its product as uncharacterized. The transcript has 2 exons. Lineage: Eukaryota; Fungi; Ascomycota; Eurotiomycetes; Eurotiales; Aspergillaceae. The record is from RefSeq and is a predicted model, not a curated record. Bases 1 to 444 code for a protein of 147 amino acids.